UCAUCACUUUUCGUUAACUUUCUUCCCGACCCUCCGUCUCCAACAACCCUUUCUCUCCAUCACCACAUACACAAUUCAAAAUGGCAUCAGCAGUUCGUUUUGGCUCUUCCGCCUUCAGGUCGUCUCUGGCCGCCCCAGCAUUCAAUGCUCGCAUCGCAGCCUUCAAUGGCGCGCGUUGCUACUCCGCCAAGGCCCAGACUCUGAAGGAGCGCUUCGCCGAGCAGCUCCCUGAGAAGAUCGAGGAGAUCAAGAAGCUCCGCAAGGACCACGGCCACAAGGUCAUCGGCGAGGUUACUCUCGACCAGGUGUAUGGUGGCGCCCGUGGCAUCAAGUCCCUCGUCUGGGAGGGAUCCGUUCUCGACUCCGAGGAGGGUAUCCGCUUCAGAGGAUUGACCAUCCCAGAGUGCCAGGAGGCCCUUCCCAAGGCCCCAGGCGGCAAGGAGCCCCUUCCCGAGGGUCUCUUCUGGCUGCUCCUGACCGGUGAGGUCCCAAGCGAGCAGCAGGUCCGCGACCUGUCUGCCGAGUGGGCUGCCCGCUCCGACGUCCCCAAGUUCGUUGAGGAGCUCAUCGACCGCUGCCCAACCUCCCUCCACCCAAUGGCUCAGCUCUCCAUUGCCGUCAACGCUCUCGAGCACGAGUCUUCCUUCGCCAAGGCAUACGCCAAGGGUAUCAACAAGAAGGAGUACUGGGGACACACAUACGAGGACUCCAUGGACCUGAUUGCGAAGCUCCCAACCAUCGCUGCCAGGAUCUACCAGAACGUCUACAAGGAUGGAAAGGUUGUCCCAGUCCAGAAGGAUAAGGAUUACUCCUUCAACUUCGCCAACCAGCUCGGCUUCGGCGACAACAAGGCCUUCGUUGAGUUGAUGAGACUCUACCUCACCAUCCACACCGAUCACGAGGGUGGCAACGUCAGCGCUCACGCCACUCACCUGGUCGGCUCUGCUCUCUCCUCCCCCUUCCUCUCCCUCGCCGCCGGCCUCAACGGUCUCGCCGGCCCACUCCACGGUCUCGCCAACCAGGAGGUCCUCAACUGGCUCACCAAGAUGAAGGCUUCCGUCGGCAACGAUCUGUCCGACAAGGCCAUCACCGACUACCUCUGGACCACCCUCAACGCCGGCCAGGUCGUCCCCGGUUACGGCCACGCCGUUCUCCGCAAGACCGACCCCCGCUACAUGGCCCAGCGCGAGUUCGCCCAGAAGCACCUCCCAGACGACCCCAUGUUCAAGCUCGUCAGCCAGGUCUACAAGAUCGCCCCCGGUGUCCUCACCGAGCACGGCAAGACCAAGAACCCCUUCCCCAACGUCGAUGCCCACUCCGGUGUCCUCCUCCAGCACUACGGCCUCACCGAGUCCAGCUACUACACCGUCCUCUUCGGUGUUUCCCGCGCCAUUGGUGUCCUCCCUCAACUCAUCAUCGACCGCGCGGUCGGCGCCCCCAUCGAGCGCCCCAAGUCCUUCAGCACGGAGAAGUGGGCCCAGAUCGUGGCCAAGCUUUAAAUUUGAUUUUUGCCUAAGCGGUUUGUGUAGCAAAAAUGGAAAUGGAGUGUAUAUCUAGGAAUGGGGGGGAUUGGCUUUGGCUGUAUUUUAUAGAAUAAUAGAUAAGGAUUAGACUAUGAGUGCCUGUAGCCUUUAUUGAAUUUACAAGAGUGUCUGUCUUG
Molecule: messenger RNA, 1660 nt
Organism: Pseudogymnoascus verrucosus
Lineage: Eukaryota; Fungi; Ascomycota; Leotiomycetes; Thelebolales; Thelebolaceae
Gene: CIT1
Product: citrate (Si)-synthase
Exons: 3
Coding region: 81-1499 (472 amino acids)
Biological process (GO): carbohydrate metabolic process; tricarboxylic acid cycle; citrate metabolic process
Cellular component (GO): mitochondrial matrix
Source: RefSeq, a predicted model, not a curated record